AUGAUUGGAUUCAUUUCGAAGGUCUGGUUCCAAAAUCGGCGGGCCAAAUGGAGAAAACAGGAGAAAGUCGGUCCUUCAGGUCACCCCUACAAUCCUUACCUCAAUCCCACUGCUCCAGGACCAUCUCCUCCAGUUGUCGCUCCGACGCUGCCUAAUCCUUUUAAUCUUCCGUUUGGCUUAAGGAAACCUUUUGACUCCCUUACAUUCCGUUAUCCUCCCCAUGUCCUUCCAGGAUACCUUCCGUCACCACAGUCGUAUCACAGGGGUGGACCUCCUCUUCUGCCUCCUUCAGUGGGAUUGUAUCCUUCGGCCAGCUCCUUUCAGACUCUUUUAGCAAAUAUAUCGGCAGCGCAACGGCCGAAGCAGGAAUUCACGGCCUCGCCACCAUUAAGUCCCGGGUCUUCAGGAUCUGGGGUGACACCUCCUGACGUGGAUAGGCGCAGUUCUAGUAUAGCCUCUUUGAGGCUUAAAGCUAGGGAGCAUGAAAUGAGGCUAGAGUUGCUAAGACAGAAUGGUGAUUUAAUAAGUUGA
Molecule: messenger RNA, 531 nt
Organism: Diabrotica balteata
Lineage: Eukaryota; Metazoa; Arthropoda; Insecta; Coleoptera; Chrysomelidae
Source: the annotation of a GenBank genome assembly